UCGUUCAAUCUAAUCUCGCGGCCGCCCCGUUCUCUCCUGGCGGCGAUGGCGAAACCUCCUCCAUCCGCGGCGGCGUCGGCCGCCGGCGGCCGCGGCCCUGCCCACCACCGGACCCGCCUCCUCCUCCUGCUCCUCGUAGCCGUGGCUGCCUCCGCCUUCACCGCUGGUUAUGUCCUCCGCGGCGGCCCUGUCGGCCCAUGCGAUACCCGAGGGGAUCCUGUAGACGUCGUUGCCGCCCGAGCUGGCGGUGCUGCCUCGAGCCCCCUCGGGUUCAUGAAGUCCAAGCUCGUGCUGCUUGUCUCCCACGAACUCUCCCUCUCCGGUGGACCGUUAUUACUGAUGGAGUUGGCGUUUCUUCUUCGGCAGGUUGGUUGCCAAGUGGUAUGGAUAACAAACCAGCGACCCGAAGGAACAAAAGAUGUUUCAUAUAGCUUGGAGCAUAAGAUGUUGAACCAUGGAGUGCAGGUUUUACCUGCUAGGGGACAGGAGGCAGUUGAGACUGCUCUUAAGGCUGACCUGGUUAUCUUGAACACCGCUGUUGCUGGCAAGUGGCUUGAUGCUGUUCUAAAAGAUAAUGUUCCUCAAGUCCUUCCGAAGAUUUUGUGGUGGAUCCAUGAAAUGCGAGGACAUUACUUUAAGCUUGAGUAUGUGAAACAUCUUCCUUUGGUUGCUGGAGCCAUGAUCGAUUCUCACAUAACAGUUGAAUAUUGGAAGACCAGGACUCAUGACCGUCUAAAUAUACAGAUGCCACAAACUUUUGCUGUUCACCUCGGGAAUAGUAAAGAGUUAACAGAAGUUGCCGAAGAUAAUGUCGCAAGAAGAGUCUUACGUGAACAUAUACGCGAGUCCCUUGGAGUUAGGAGUGAAGAUCUCCUAUUUGCUAUGAUAAACAGUGUUUCACGGGGAAAAGGACAAGACUUAUUUCUUCAAGCAUUUCAUCAGAGCCUGCAACUCAUCCAACAUCAGAAGUUAAAAGCGCCUAAAGUGCAUGCUGUAGUUGUCGGAAGUGAUAUGAGUGCUCAGACGAAGUAUGAGACACAGUUACGUGAUUUUGUGGCGAAGAAUGGGAUCCAUGACAGUGUUCACUUUAUAAACAAGACGUUGGCAGUGGCACCUUAUUUGGCUGCAAUUGAUGUGCUUGUCCAGAACUCUCAGGCCCGUGGAGAAUGUUUUGGAAGGAUAACGAUAGAAGCAAUGGCGUUCAAGUUGCCAGUGCUGGGCACGGCUGCCGGAGGGACCACCGAAAUCGUCUUGGAUGGUUCAACUGGCCUUCUGCACCCUGCUGGAAAGGAGGGCGUCACGCCUCUCGCCAAGAACAUGGUAAGGCUUGCGAGCCAUGUUGAGCAGAGGGUCUCCAUGGGAAACAAGGGCUAUGCCAGGGUGAAGGAGAGGUUCAUGGAGCACCACAUGGCCGAACGCAUUGCUGUGGUGCUGAAGGAAGUUCUACACAAGUCUCAGCAGCAUCCUCAUUCCUGAGUUUCCUCUCAUGGUGUCCUAGAGCAUCGUCGGUUUCUGGCGCUAACAUGUACUAGAUCCAAAUUUUUAACAAGUUACUGAUGUUUCGGUUCACGGGUCUGUUGAAGAUUUCAGCUGAAUUCUGAGGAAGGUUGUAUAGGAGCAACCCAAGCACCUAGACAGCAACGCAGACCUAAAAUGGUGUGCUUAAACGUGUUCCUCCGGGCAUGUAUGGCAGAGGAAGCGACAAGACGUAGAUCGAAAGAGGUACUGCAGCAGAAGCAGAAAUUAGAAGGUUAGUGAUGAAUAGGACCGGGCAAACAGAAGAAUCAUGCCCAAUUGUGUAUUUGUACGCAUGUGCCAAGGGCCAGGCCCCCCAGGUGCUGCUUAUUACUAGUAUGAAAUGAUUUGCACGCCAAACUAAAUGUUUCAAUCUUCAAACA
Triticum dicoccoides is the source of this 1898-nucleotide messenger RNA. RefSeq lists its product as uncharacterized. The transcript is spliced from 7 exons. NCBI's taxonomy places the organism in Eukaryota, Viridiplantae, Streptophyta, Magnoliopsida, Poales, Poaceae. Gene Ontology annotation, molecular function: glycosyltransferase activity. Bases 46 to 1476 code for a protein of 476 amino acids. The record is from RefSeq and is a predicted model, not a curated record.